Pelodiscus sinensis (Chinese soft-shelled turtle) is the source of this 949-nucleotide messenger RNA. RefSeq names its product olfactory receptor 10D3-like. Gene Ontology annotation, molecular function: G protein-coupled receptor activity; olfactory receptor activity. Gene Ontology annotation, biological process: G protein-coupled receptor signaling pathway. Gene Ontology annotation, cellular component: membrane. The record is from RefSeq and is a predicted model, not a curated record. NCBI's taxonomy places the organism in Eukaryota, Metazoa, Chordata, Testudines, Trionychidae.
AUGGGGCUGGGGAACGGCACGGUGGUGACUCAUUUCAUCCUCCUAGGGAUUCCCAACACCGAUGGCCUCCAGACCAUCCUCUUCUUCACCUUCUUAGCCUUCUACCUAUGUACCCUGCUGGGCAACGGGGUCAUCUUCUCCGCCAUUCUCGGCGACCCUCGUCUGCACACCCCCAUGUACUUCUUCCUCUGCAACCUCUCUGUACUGGACAUUGGCCUUUCUUCCGUUAGCACCCCGAAAUUGUUGGCCAUCCUCUGGGAUCAGAGCAGAGUCAUCUCCCUAGGUGGGUGCAUGGCCCAGGUCUUUUUCUGGCACUUCCUGGCCAGCACCGAGUGCCUGCUCCUCACCGUCAUGGCCUACGACCGAUACGUGGCCAUCUGCCACCCGCUGCGCUACCUGCUCAUCAUGAACCGGAGGAUGUGCUCCCUCCUAGCUUCCGGUUCCUGGAUUGCCAGCUCCUUCCACGCCACCAUCCUCACCAGCCUGACCUUCACUCUGCCCUACUGCAGGUCCAACGUGGUGGACUAUUUCCUCUGUGACAUCUUCCCCGUGGUCAAGCUGGCCUGUGCGGACACACACAUCCUCGAGACUGUGGCCUUCACCAAUAUUGGUCUGGUGCCCUUGACCUGCUUCCUUCUCAUCCUCACGUCCUAUGUCCGCAUCAUCUACGCCGUCCUCAAGAUGAACUCGGCCCAUGCGUGGCGCAAAGCAGCCUCCACUUGCGCCUCCCACCUGGCGGUGGUAACGCUCUUCUUUGGACCCUGUGCCCUGAUCUACACCCAGCCCCACCUGAGCCAGGUGCUGGGGCCGCCCGUUCAGAUCUUCAGCAACGUGGUGACACCCAUGCUGAACCCAGCCAUCUAUGCACUGCGCAACAAGGAGGUGAAAUCUGCUCUGAGAAAACUAAAAGGGGAUCGGACACAUGCACGUUGAUGUGCGGCUAGUGCAG